Molecule: messenger RNA, 928 nt
Organism: Anopheles aquasalis
Lineage: Eukaryota; Metazoa; Arthropoda; Insecta; Diptera; Culicidae
Gene: kune
Product: claudin
Biological process (GO): septate junction assembly; regulation of tube size, open tracheal system
Cellular component (GO): membrane; septate junction
Source: RefSeq, a predicted model, not a curated record
GGUUUUUUCAGCCUCUCCCGAAACGUCAAAAUGGGCGCAAGCACGAAAACGGCUAAAUUUGCGGUCGGCUUCACGGCCUUUGCGUUUCUGUUUAUUCUGAUCUCCUUUUGCUCACCGUACUGGCUACAGACCGAUGGGGAGCUGGAGCAUCCCAAGUUCACCAAUCUCGGGCUUUGGGAGUUGUGCCUGCGGAAUUUCCAGGAUAUACACCGAUGGUACGACUACCCCUUCAACGGGUGCAUGUGGAUCUUCGAGGAGGAGUACUACAUCAUCCACGAUUACAUCCUGCCCGGGUUCUUCAUUGCGGUGCAGUUUUUCUUCACGCUCUGCUUCACCCUGCUGCUGAUGGGCGUCACGAUGACACUGAUGUUCCUCAGCUGGUCACGGGACAACGAUCGCUACAUAAUGCUGCUGCUGACCAAUGGCACCGUGCUCCUGCUGGCGGCUUUCUGCGGUCUGAUAGCCGUGGCCACGUUCGGUUGUUACGGUGAUAGCCGCGACUGGAUGCCGAACUGGGAGCACAACGAUAUGGGCUGGUCGUUUGCGCUGGGUGUCGUCGGCACCUUUGCCCUCUUUCCGGCCGGGGUGCUGUUCAUCGUCGAGGCACGCCGUGCCACCUACAGACGCCUGAACAACAUCGCCAACAGCGAAAUGGCUGCGGCGUACACAAUGGAUGAGCGUAAAUACCGCGGUGGCCAUACAGAUAUCUAGAUAUGGAAUACACCGGGGGUUGGGCCUUUGUCGCCGGCACAUUCCUUCCCUCCCUAGCGCAGAGGGAGCUUAGGCUUGAUAAGUCCAUUUUUAUACAAUUGACACAUAUAGGUACAGUACGAUUAGUGCAAGAAAGCGCUAGGGUCCGAGAGGAUACGCGGCAAAAUGGUAUGCAAGAGAAUCGAUAUUCCGUCCAGUAGAAAUAAAUUUUUACUAA